UGCAUGAAUGAUUAUUUUAAUAUUCAGAUAUUCUUAGAAGUGCAAAACGUUUGUGCCAUUAUUUUUAUUUUUUAAAUGCAAGACAUUAUAUUAAGUCAAUAUUCUGUAAUUAUAUAAUAGAAUUUACACGGAUUCCCGCCAAACUAUAUCAAUACAUUCAGUGUAACAUUUUAUUUAUUAACAAAUUAUUAAUAUCAUAGUUAUCAAAUUUGGAACAUCAUUUUAUUAUUACAAUGAAAGACGGAAGCAGAUUGUUGUCAAUUCUUCUGAGAGUUUCAGAAAAAGCAGCAAAUAUAGCAAGAGCUUGUAGACACAACGAUGCAUUAUUUAAAUUACUUGUACAAGAAAAAUCAGAAGAAGAAAAAAAUCCACGCUUCUUUCAAGAUUUUAAAACUUUGGCAGAUGUUCUUAUUCAAGAAACAAUUAAACAUGACAUAGGAUUAGAGUUUCCAGAAUUGGCCAAAGUAGUACAAGGAGAAGAAACUAAUACAUUCAGUAAUGCUAUGGGUGAAUCUAUAGUAGUUGGAAUAUGUCCUACAAGCGAAGAAACUACUCAAUUAUUAGCCAAAGUAAUGGGUAGUGAUAUUGCAACUGCUGAAUUAUUAGCUACUGAAGUUCAUAAAGAUAUUCAAUUCUUAGACAUUCCAAUGAUAGCAACACUACCUAUUGAUUUUGAUGCUGAUAUUAAUGAUCUUGGUAUAUGGAUAGAUCCAAUUGAUUCAACUGCAGAUUACAUAAAUGGAGGUGAAAAAGUCGAUCAUACCACUGGUGUACAUAUGAGUGGUUUACGGUGUGUUACUGUCUUAAUUGGAGUAUAUACGAAAAGUACAGGCAUACCAAUUUUGGGAGUAAUUAAUCAACCUUUCUAUACGAAUGUAAAUUUGCGAUGGAAAGGUAAUUGCUACUGGGGAUUUGUAGAAAAUGAUAUUGGAAAAUGUUCUAUAGUGAAAGAACAUAAUAAUAAAAGAAUAAUUAUUCUGAGUAGAGUUGAAGAUGAAAAUAUAAAAUCAAAACUUUUAGAUGCAGGUUUUAUUUUAGUAGAAGCAGCUGGCGCAGGUUAUAAAAUAUUAAGCGUUGCUCUUGGACAAGUUGAUGCUUAUAUUUUAUCUAAAAGUUCCACAUAUAAAUGGGAUACUUGUGGUCCACAAGCUCUUUUGCGUUCUUUACAUGGAGGUAUUAUUGAAUUCCAAAGUUUUAUAAAUAAUUCCGAUUACACGGACAUAAAAUAUUUAUCUACGUCCACCAAUUUUUCGAAUAGCAAUGGUUUGAUAGCAUAUCGAAAUUUUGAAAUUUUACAAACAUUAAAAUCGAUUUUAUGCAAAUAAUAAUAUUAUAGUAUUAUAUUAAAUAUUUAUCUUAUUUAUCUAGGUAUUGUGAAGUUAUUAAAAAAAAAUUAUUUUUGCUGCAUUUAUAUAUAAUUUUACUUAUAUUUUUUUAUUAUUAAUUUUCUAUUAUUUUAAAUUAUUAUAUAAUAUUUAAAAAAAUAUUUCGUAUAUAACUUAAUUAGUAAAAUUAAUAAUUUUUAAAAUAAUUAAAUAUAAAAUAUAUUGUUAUUAUAUAUUUAUUCAAUUCAAUUUAAUUUAAUUUUAAUAAUUCAAAAAUAAAGUCAUUCAUUUGUAUAUUAUACAAUUUUAAUAAAAAAUUUAAAAAAUUGAAAAUUGCACAUAAUAGUUUUUAGUAUAAACAUAUUUUACAUAAUAUGUAUUGUUAAUAGAUAAUUAUUAAGUAUUAGCAAUGAUUAGUAAUUAAAACAAAAUAAUUAAAUAGAGAAGAAAUUUUUUAUUUUAUUUGUCUUUUUUAAUCAUUUAUUGUUAUUUAUUGUUCUAAAUGUAAUUAAAUGUAAUUAUUGUUCUAAACGUAUGUUAAUAUAAAUGAAAAAUAAUAAAUAUGAAAUUGUUAUUUGAAAUUGUACACAUUAUCAAAAAUGUUAUGUAAUAUCAAAGAUAAAUAUAAUAAAAAUGGUUUAUGUUUUA
Messenger RNA from Apis cerana (Asiatic honeybee), 1973 nucleotides. RefSeq names its product inositol polyphosphate 1-phosphatase (gene Ipp). The record is from RefSeq and is a predicted model, not a curated record. Gene Ontology annotation, biological process: phosphatidylinositol phosphate biosynthetic process. Lineage: Eukaryota; Metazoa; Arthropoda; Insecta; Hymenoptera; Apidae. Gene Ontology annotation, molecular function: inositol-1,4-bisphosphate 1-phosphatase activity.